UCCCUCGAUGGUUAAGUCUAAGGAUCGGGCCUGUCUUGUUUCUGUUUAACCUGCUGGUCUACAGUUUGGAAGAUAUUUUUCUAGGCAGUUCUGUUUUUAUUUCCGAGUUGUGAAAAGGGUCGACACGCCAUUAUGUGGGCGACUUUUUUCCGCGUAGCCUAAGUGAUGUUGCGUGUCUUGCUGAGUUUGUGUCUUUCGUGUGCGUAUUUGCACGUUUUUGUUUGGACUAGGCUGCCACGCGCACCGGCUCUGCUGCACGACUGCUGUGGCGGUAAAUAGCGGACUGAGGAAGUGUGUCGUUCAGGGAAUUCAGGACAGGGAUUUCCUGCUAGUUCACCAGAAACAGGUCUUGGCAAGAGGUGGAUUUCCCUGUGAGUAGUGUGUGUACACAGUUCACUUGUGUUUCGCUCGCAGGAUAUUGCGUUCUCUGUGUUGGGUAAAAACACAAGAAAACCUAACUGCUUUCACUUGAAGUAAUUCCACUUUCGCAUCUCGACAAAGCUCCGUGUUGUUUCAGAGGAAAACCCGCUCGCGUGGUGACGAUCAAUCAGGGCAACUCCUGACAUUUUCAUUGCUGACUUCAGGAUCGACCAGAUCAGCCUUCAGAUCGCAUCUUUGCCAUUUACGUGGAGCGGGCGCGCGCGCUCAGUCAUCCAAAGUCACGCCGUGACCAAUUUCUUUCAGAUAACUGUACCUGGGAGAACGCAACUCCAGCUGAGCUAACGGCGAAAUGCGCAGAAGCCCUCGAGCUGAUAGGACCAGCGGCUCCGACGCGGGAGGCUACUGGGCGACCUCCCACCCUGGAUCACCGGUGUGUGUUAUGGCAUGGCGAUGGAUGUGUGUGUGUGUGGGACUGCUGCUGCUGCUGGUUGACCAUCCCAACACUAAAGGAGAAGCUGCUCCCACCUUUCAACCUGCCACCAUCAGUGCCAGCACACACACACCAGAGACUGAUGAAGACUACUACACUUCUGUGGGUCAUGUGAUCGCUCUUCCUUGUGAUGACGCUGAUGGAAGUCAGAAUGUCACCUGGAGACGAGAGGCUCCGCCCUUGGAUACGGCCGUUGCCGGGGUGAAGGUGAGGGGCGGAGCUCUGUGGUUCCUACCUGCUGACUCCUCCCACAGCGGCAUCUACGUGUGUGAGAGGAGUGAUGCUGAACCGUGGCGUGUGAGCUUGCGAGUGGGCAGUGGCCACAGGGGACUAGUAUACCUGAAGCUGAAUCAGUUUGAAAGACUGGACUGCGGACAAGACCACAUCUUCAGAUACGGCGCUAACCUACUCAUCACCUGGCUAAAGGACUGUACACCUUUGAACAGGUCUGAGAGGAUCCUGAAGUUCCCUCGGGUGUCGAUUGAUGACAAAGGGAACUACACCUGCCUGCUCCACUUCAGCCUGGAGGAACACAACUACAUCUCCGCCAGCGCCACCCAGGUCUCCAUCGAGGUUGCUGAACAGCUCAGUAAGCCGCAGGUGAUCUUGCCUGGUAAUGAGACACGAGUGGUGGAGCUAGGGUCCCGUCUUGAGCUGACUUGUGUGGCAUCUACUGGAGGUGACAUUCUGUUGGUGUCCUGGAGGAUGAACGACGCACUAAUCAUCAACCACACACUCUUCACCAUCACUGAGCGAAUGGUUGAGUCCAGGAUUGUGAAGACUCUGAUCAUCUCUGAGGUCCGUGAGGAGCAUCUCAACAUUCCGUUCCAAUGUUGGGCCAUAAACAGCCUGGGCCAAGACUUCAGACAGAUCAUUCUCCAAGCAGCCAAUCAGGAGCUGUUUUACUGCGUGGUGGGCCUGGUGGUGGCCUUUGGGCUGCUGCUGGUGUGUGUGUGUCUCUGCUGGCGCUGCCGAGUGGAACUGGUGCUGUUAUAUCGCUCACUCUGCCCCCUGCACAAGCAAUACGAUGGUAAGCUUUAUGAUGCGUAUGUUAGUUACCCAAGUGGGAACAGCAUUUCCAUGGCAAUGACCUUUGCUCUUAGGGUUCUCCCCGAGGUUCUGGAGCGUAACUAUGGUUACAAACUCUUCAUCAGAGGCAGAGAUGACCUCCCAGGUGAAGGGUCCCGCAGCUGUCCCGAAUUCUACUUGGCACUGUCCCGGACUUAAACACCAGUGUCCCAAAUUCAAGUUCUUGUUUUUUCCCAUUCUACAUAAUAAACAGCAUAAUGAUCAGUAACUUGCAUCACUUAAUUAACUCGUUCUGGUCCACCAUGUCAGUUCUGAACAAUUUAUUAAAGACCAUUUUUAUUAACAUUAAUCUUCUGCUGUUUCACGCAACACUUAUUUUCAGAGAUUGCGCUUUUGGCUCUUUUUUGAGGUUGCACUAGACGUUCAUUGUCCAUUGUUUUGACGGACAGGGUUGUAAAACAUUCCGUCAAUAAUCUAUUUUCACGUGUCUUUAAUUUCAAUGUCAGUUUGGUGUGAGGUCAUGGCCACAGAUCUCAGUGAAAACAAUAAGUAGCGUGGGAAAUUACCACAAAGCUGUCAGAUGGGCUACUCUCCUGCCACACUCUCGCCCUCUUGUGCACACUCAAAUGCGUUCCCAAUUAAAUUAAGUAGCAAAGCGUAGUUAGAUCUGCUGCAACUAUGUAUCUCGAUGUAACAAGCU
Messenger RNA from Alosa alosa (allis shad), 2600 nucleotides. RefSeq names its product interleukin-1 receptor type 1-like. The transcript has 13 exons. Lineage: Eukaryota; Metazoa; Chordata; Actinopteri; Clupeiformes; Clupeidae. The record is from RefSeq and is a predicted model, not a curated record. Bases 731 to 2098 code for a protein of 455 amino acids. Gene Ontology annotation, biological process: signal transduction.